Molecule: messenger RNA, 3825 nt
Organism: Ylistrum balloti
Lineage: Eukaryota; Metazoa; Mollusca; Bivalvia; Pectinida; Pectinidae
Exons: 12
Coding region: 344-1909 (521 amino acids)
Source: RefSeq, a predicted model, not a curated record
CAUUUUUAUAGCAUAACGCUCCCGAAAAUAUGUGAGUGCUACUUUUUAUGGUGAAAUUCUGAAAACUAAUGAUAUUCAGCAAAUUUGUUUCGGGCAUGUACGACUGGACCCAUCUAACUGCACGUGCAAAAUAUUCCACAGUCCAGCCUCGGUCCCGAUCUGUGCCUAGUGUUGCAGGUUCAACCGGUCCGACCUUUUCAACUGCUUACGCGAACGCGACCACAGAUGGCGCUCAUAGUAAAAAAUAAGGGAAAUUCCCUCAAUUUCUACAUGACCACAAAUAACACAGGACUCUGAGAGAGAAACACGCAUGCUUGUAUGACAUUGCAGACACAGCACAGUCAUGGCACAGUACAAGGUCUACGACCCAGAAGAGAUGAUUGAGUGCCCUUAUGACAAGGUGCACAUGAUUGCUGCUAAACGGAUGCAGUAUCACAUGAUGAAGUGUCGUAGGAACCAUCCGGGGGCAGAUUUCGCUGUAUGCCCAUACAACGCCCGUCAUGAAGUUCGUAGGCCUGAGCUGAGGUAUCACAUGGUCAACUGUCCAGAUAAAGCACGACUAGAACCGUCCAUUCUUCAUGAACAAAAUAAAGAAAACCGAGAUGGUCAGUACUUCAAAGGUAACACUGAUCUCCCACGCUAUGCAGACAGCAGCAACUUUGAAUCUGUUGAAAACUGGGAUGAAGAGAUUCCAAGUGUGGCCAGAGUAGGCGUGGAUCCAAACUAUUUCAUAAGACUCAACGCACGGAACACUGCUGGAAUGUCAAGAAAGGAGAAGAAGGUAUAUAUGUCGCAGGUUAACAAACCAUCAGAGGAAAGAUGGGUGCCUGAACCAGAGGAGGAGGAAGAGGAGGAGCAAACAUUACGUCGUCCUCAUGCCAAACCAGAGACCUAUAUGUCUUAUAACAGUAAUGCAGCUACACAUGUUGGUCAUAUACCACCGUCCACCUCUGUGUUAGCACUGUCACUGUCACGGAGUGGAGUUGGCCGGGGUCAAAUUGGUGGCCGGGGUGUUGCUCAGGUCAAUCCCCAAGGACCCCAACCAAUAGGACGUGGUCAGCAAGGCCGUGGAAGAUCAGUCGGACGGGGUCUAGUGUCAAGGCCGCCUCCUGGAUAUGCAGCAACUAACACCAAUACCAACUCCAUACAAACUCAGGCCAUACCGCCUGGUCAACCAUUAGGUCAAUCAUCAGGUCAAAUGUCAAGCUUACUGAACAAUGUGAUGCCUUCUGUAGGUCAGUCAUCGGGCUUAUCGAACAAUGUGAUGCCUUCUGUAGGUCAGUCAUCGGGCUUACCCAACAAUGUGAUGCCUUCUGUAGGUCAGUCAUCGGGCUUGCCCAACAACACGAUGCCUUCUGUAGGUCAGUCAUCGGGCUUACCAUACAAUGUGAUGCCUUCUGUAGGUCAGUCAUCAGGCUUGCCCAGCAACACGAUGCCUUCUGUAGGUCAGUCAUCGGGCUUACCCAACAAUGUGAUGCCUUCUGUAGGUCAGUCAUCGGGCUUACCCAAUAACAUGAUGCCUUCUGUAGGUCGGUCCUCGGGCUUACCCAACAGCAUGAUGCCUUCUGUGUUCAGUAUGGGACUAGGACGCGGGUCAGGAAGAGGGUCCAUUCUGAGAAAGAACGGUGCUGCACCAAGCUUUGUUAUUCCUAAUGUCAUGGGCUCGCCUGGAAAUGCUUCUGUAGCCAAUAGCUCCAGUUCAGAUGCUGACGAUGGCAAUGUCUCCACAAGUAGUACUUUGUCUGAUAACGAGAAAAAGAAGGAAAAGAGGAGACUGGAGAAAAAACUCCGUCAGAUUGAACUCUUGGAUGCAAAAGUUGCUGAAGGUUACAAGCUGACCUCAGAAGAGGAGAUAAAAUGUAGGAAGAAAGAUGAAAUUUUGGGAGCUCUUCAGGAUUUGAAGAUUUAAUUCUAUACCUACAAGAAAACUACAUGGAUUUAAAGCCUCGAGUCUUUAAAGAAGAGGAAAUCAAGUAGAGUAGUGUGAGAUAGAAAGAUUGAGAGUAGUGUGAGAUAGAAAGAUUGAGAGUAGUGUGAGAUAGAAAGAUUGAGAGCAGUGUGAGAUAGAAAGAUUGAGAGUAGUGUGAGAAAGGAAAAUUGAGAGUAGUGUGAGAUAGAAAGAUUGAGAGUAGUGUGAGAUAGAAAGAUUGAGAGUAGUGUGAGAUAGAAAGAUUGAGAGCAGUGUGAGAUUAGAAAAUGAGAGUAGUGUGAGAUAGAAAGAUUGAGAGUAGUGUGAGAUAGAAAGAUUGAGAGUAGUGUGAGAUAGAAAGAUUGAGAGUAGUGUGAGAUUAGAAAAUGAGAGUAGUGUGAGAAAGGAAAAUUGAGAGUAGUGUGAGAUGAAAAAAUCUGGAGUUGUGUGUGAUUAUAAUGUGGAAGAUAGUUCAGAUUAUAACAUUUUGAUUGACAUGAUAUGAUAUACUAAACCCUUGCAGAGUUUUGACUGAAACCCUUGCAGAGUUUGGACCAAAACCUUUCAGAGUUUUUGCUAAUGUAAGGACAGCUACUGGUCCAAUGAACCUUUUGUGUAAUAUGGUAAAACAUUUACAUAUAUAAGUUCUGCUUCUUAUACUUUUACAAAGUUAUUUCAGAUGGAUACAAGUUAUCCAUAGAGAAGUUCAAUUUUUGAAAAAAUAAAUUGUUUUCUCUCUUAAUAAUAGAAGUAUUUUUGAAAGAUUACUAUUAAACUUAUUGUUAAGAAGUUGGUAGUUCACUUUGUGUAUAGGUGUAAGUUUGAUAUUCAUAAAGCUGUUGGAUAUUUCUUAUUGAAAAUAUAUUUUACAAGUUUCUCCCACUGGGAAGGGAUCCUUUAUAGAAGAAAAGUUUUGUACAUGUCUAUAUUUUUACUGCACACAGUAAACUUGCAUUAGUAUUUAGAAGCCAACUUUGAUGCCAUUUUUGAUAAAUUUUGUAGAAGAUUGAGGCCAGAACUCACAACAGCUUGCAUGCUGUUUGAUGUAGUGCUGUCAAGUUGAUCUUGACACCACGUCACAGGCUUGUUAACUGGUGGUAAGUCCCCAAGUCUUGUUUGGUGAUAUUUGGUCACAUCACAUUUUGGUUGAUGAUAUUUUGUCACCCCAAGUUUUGAUAGGUGAUAUUUUGUCACCCAUGUCUUGGUUGGUGAUAUUUUGUCACCCAUGUCUUGGUCGGUGAUAUUUUGUCACCCAUGUCUUGGUCAGUGAUAUUUUGUCACCCAUGUCUUGGUCGGUGAUAUUUUGUCACCCAUGUCUUGGUUGGUGAUAUUUUGUCACCCAUGUCUUGGUUGGUGAUAUUUUGUCACCCAUGUCUUGGUUGGUGAUAUUUGUCACCCCAUGUCUUGGUUGGUGAUAUUUUGUCACCCCAAGUCUUGGUUGGUGAUUUUUGGUGUGUAGCUUGUUGUUAGAUUAAGCCUCAAAGUCUUGGUUGAUGAUAUUUGAAGUGUCACCUGUUGACUCUUGGUAAGCCCCAAAGUCAUGGCUGGUGAUAUUUGGUGUGCAGGCUUGUUAAUUUUGGUAAGUCUCCAAGUCAUGGCUGGUGAUAUUUGGUGUUCAGGCUUGUUAAUUUUGGUAAGUCUCCAAGUCUUGGUGCUAUUUGACCUUUGGCGUUCUGGAUGGUGAUACAUACUGUUAUUCUGGAGUGAUACAUGUAUGAUAAUGCUGGAAAUAGGAAUUAGAUUUAUACCUGAUAUAGUAUAUAUCAGGACUUAUAGUAUAUUAUGUUACAUAUUUUAUCCUGUGACGAUCACAUACAUUUAGAAAGUAGUUUGUUUCUUACGUUUUUAAGUUCAACAAUAUGUUUUAAUUCUACACCAUUGUAGAUCAGACAGAUAAUGUAUAAUGUACACCUUGU